This is a messenger RNA of Helianthus annuus (common sunflower), 1771 nucleotides long. RefSeq names its product G2/mitotic-specific cyclin-1. Bases 560 to 1576 code for a protein of 338 amino acids. The record is from RefSeq and is a predicted model, not a curated record. Gene Ontology annotation, molecular function: cyclin-dependent protein serine/threonine kinase regulator activity. The transcript has 9 exons. Gene Ontology annotation, biological process: regulation of cyclin-dependent protein serine/threonine kinase activity; mitotic cell cycle phase transition. NCBI's taxonomy places the organism in Eukaryota, Viridiplantae, Streptophyta, Magnoliopsida, Asterales, Asteraceae. Gene Ontology annotation, cellular component: centrosome; nucleus; cyclin-dependent protein kinase holoenzyme complex.
GGCAUCUUUAACUUAACACUUAAUAUAACUGAGUUUGUUUGUUUGUUUUUUUUAUCCUCUGUGGCCAAUUUUUUAUGUCAUGUCACCUCUAACCCACAACCACAACCACCAUCGAAUCAUUCUGAAAAUAGAUACUGUGAACCACAACCGACUUGGUUUCAACAACAACAUCCGAUUACCCAAAUCGAAACAUUGUCUCCACCGCUGAUUGAUUCUGUAGAUGAGUCACAGACUGGUUGCUUCAAGACAUCCAACACUACAGCCACCGCCUCUUUCCGGCCGGCCACCACCGCUGCUGCCACAACACCACCAUCUAAUCACAACGGGUUGCUUCAAGACAUCCUGCGACGGCUACCUUCGCGCGCGCUCUCUCUCUCUCUCUCACCGCCGACUCUCAAGAAAAUCAUCGUCUUUGCCUGGUCUCAUCUAGGAUGGAUGGGUUUGAAGAUUUGCCGAAAUUCCUAAAUUCUGACGAGUCUCCGGUUGAACACAGAAGAGCGACAGAGAAGAAAUUUUAUCGUAACAGAAUGGAAGGAAUGAUUACAAGGAAAACAGUGUUAUGAGUCAAGUUCACAGACCACUCACAGGGGGUAUGGCUGCUAAGGUUGUCAACAAGAAAAAGAGUUUGCCUGAGGUGAUUUUUAAACCGAAUCAAUCAACGAAGAGUAUUGAGAUCUUUGAAGAUGAGGAGGAGGAUCAAACCAUUCCCAUGGAGAUUGAGACGGAUGACUUCUUUGAAGAACCUGUUGUUGAUAUCGACGUUUCUGACACCAAGAAUCCGCUUGCUGUUGUCGAAUAUGUUGAUGACAUCUACGCUAACUAUCGAAAAAUGGAGAGUUAUGGCAUGGUUUCACCGAACUAUAUGUUAACACAACAAUCUGAUAUCAAUGAGAAGAUGAGAGCCAUGCUAAUUGACUGGCUCAUUGAGGUGCACUACCUGUGUCACUUUCAAGAUGAGACGUUGUUCUUGACGGUUAACAUCAUAGACAGGUUCUUGGCUAAGCAAAGUGUGUCUAGAAAGAAGCUGCAACUGGUUGGUAUGGUGGCAAUGUUGUUGGCUUGUAAAUAUGUGGGGAUUUCAGUCCCUGUUGUUGGUGAUUUGAUUUAUAUUUCAGCUAAAGCUUACUCCAGAAGUGAAAUACUCGAAAUGGAAAACCUAAUGCUGCACACAUUAGAGUUCAAAAUAUCAUUUCCAACCCCAUAUGUUUUCUUGAAAAGAUAUCUCAAAGCGGGUCAAUCAGACUCAAAACUCGACCAAUUGUCAUCUUUCUUGAUGGAUCUUUGCCUCGUGGAAUACGAGACGGUCAAAUUCACUCCAUCACUCUUGGCUGCAGCUUGUGUCUACACUGCUCAGUGCAGUCUUUCUGGAUUCAAACAUUGGUCUAAAACUUGUGAAUGGCAUACAAAAUACUCCAAAGAUGAGCUUCUGGAAUGCUCGAAGAUGAUCGUGCGAUACCACCAAAGGGCAGCGACCGGGAGAUUUACAGCGGUUUAUACAAAGUAUAACACUUCAGAGUUUAACUAUGCUGCAAACUGUGAGCCGGCCAUGUUUAUUGUAGAGGAGACACAGCAAUGAAAUUUUGGGGGCUGGUUUUAACAAGUGAGGUAUUCUGUAGGGGGUGAUUUAGAAAAUUAUUUUGGCUAACUUUCCUUUGUUUGCCUUUAGGAUAUACUUAAUUAUACAGUGUAUGGUUGUGCAAAUUGUUCAUGCUGACUACCAACUGAACUUAUGAUUUUUUUUAAGCAAAUAGCAUCUCUCUCGUUUCUGUCA